Amblyraja radiata (thorny skate) is the source of this 4551-nucleotide messenger RNA. RefSeq names its product ADAM metallopeptidase domain 12b (gene adam12b). Lineage: Eukaryota; Metazoa; Chordata; Chondrichthyes; Rajiformes; Rajidae. Gene Ontology annotation, biological process: proteolysis. The transcript is spliced from 23 exons. Gene Ontology annotation, molecular function: metalloendopeptidase activity. Bases 251 to 3082 code for a protein of 943 amino acids. The record is from RefSeq and is a predicted model, not a curated record.
GAGGGGGGGGGGGAGAGGAAAAGCUGCUAAAGUGGCAUUUUACAGCAGCCUUUUCCCGUCUGAGACUUGAGCACAUGAACUGGGCACCUGGGCCCUCGCCAGCUUCUCUGGGAACACAUGUCGUUACUGUCUUUGUCCCAAGUGAACUUUGUGAGAGUGCCGAGUGCCUGCCCAGUCUGGGAGGGCUGUAUGAGGCGAGUGGCCGAGUGCCGGAAAUCUCCCACGUCCUGAUCCCGGCUCCCUGUAUAUUAUGCUGCUGAUCCCCCUCAUCCAGUCUCAUGAAAAGACCGCAAAGUUAUCUCCCAGCCUACACAAGAUGACAAGCGGACUUGGGCGCCGUAGUUUUGCAGCCAGACUGCAAAUACUGUAUGUUUUUAUCAGCAUAACCGAUGCAUUCGGAGCAUGGAAAGAUGGCAAUAUUUUGUCCAGUAAAUUGUCAUCGCCUAGGCAACAAGACCAUCUAGAGCAGCUGCAACAAUAUGAGCACGUCGUUCCUUACCUCCUGGAUGGAGAUCACCGGGAACAAUCCAGCAACCUCCAUGGAAAGAACUAUCCAGCAUGGGCCAAAUUCCUAAUUGAAGCUGAAGGCAAACAGCUGAUCAUCGAACUUGAAAGAAAUGAUGUGCUUUUUGCUGAAAACUAUACAGAGACACACUACCUGCUUGAUGGCAGCGCCGUCACUAACACAAGGAAUCAUACGGGUCACUGCUACUAUCAUGGUCAUGUGCAAGGAUAUUCUCAAUCUACUGUCAGCCUCAGCACUUGUUCUGGUCUCAGGGGAUUUGUUUCAUUCGAAAAUAAAAGUUAUAUAUUAGAACCGAUUGAAGGUGCUACCAAUAAUACACACUUGAUCUACCGAGCAGAAAAUCUGCAGGGCAUUGUGGGUGCCUGUGGACAUGACUACAGAACUUCAGAAACCACCAUGGACAACAUUGUUGAGUCCUUGCAGAGAUCUUCCUCAAGGCACAAGAGAGACAUUUUGAAGACCACUAAGUAUGUGGAACUGAUUAUAGUAGCAGACAAUCGAGAGUUUCAGAAACAUGGAAAUGAUUUGGAAAAGACUAAACAGAGAUUGAUAGAAAUUGGCAACUUUGUGGACAAGUUUUACAGAUCCUUGAACAUUCGAGUUGCACUGGUUGGAGUGGAAGUAUGGACUGAUAUGGAUAAAUGCUCAAUAACUGGUGACCCAUUUAUUACACUCAACGAGUUUCUUGAUUGGAGGAAGGUGAAACUACUGUCCCGGAAACCACAUGACAAUGCCCAGCUAGUGAGUGGAGUUUACUUCCAGGGUACCACCAUUGGAAUGGCACCCAUUAUGAGUAUGUGCACAGCAGAGCAGUCAGGUGGAAUCGUAAUGGAUCAUUCGGACAAUCCUCUUGGAGCAGCGGUAACAAUGGCACACGAGCUGGGCCAUAAUUUUGGCAUGAACCACGAUACUCCUGAACGCGGUUGUACCUGCAGGGCAUCACCAGACAAAGGCGGCUGCAUCAUGACACCAUCCACAGGAUAUCCUUUUCCCACAGUUUUUAGCAGCUGUAGCAAGAAAGAUCUGGACAGUAGCCUGGAAAAGGGUGUUGGAAUGUGCCUCUUCAACAUGCCAGAAGUAAAACAACUCUAUGGUGGGCAAAAAUGUGGCAAUGGAUACGUUGAGGAAGGCGAAGAGUGUGACUGUGGUGAACUUGAAGAAUGUACCAACCCUUGCUGUAAUGCAAGUACUUGCACACUGAAGCCCGAGGCAGUUUGUGCUCAUGGACUUUGCUGCAAAGAUUGCAAGUUGAAACCUCCAGGAACCCCCUGCAGAGAUUCCAGCAAUUCUUGUGAUCUGCCUGAGUUUUGUACUGGAACAAAUGCACAGUGUCCAGCCAAUGUAUAUCUACACGAUGGGCAACCCUGUCAUAAGAAAGAUGGCUACUGUUACAAUGGAAUUUGUCAGACUCACGAGCAACAGUGUAUUACUCUGUGGGGACCAGGUGCCAAACCUGCCCCGGGAAUCUGUUUUGAAAGAGUAAACUCAGCGGGUGAUCCGUAUGGUAAUUGUGGAAAGGAUUCAACUGGUUCGUUUGCAAAAUGUGAGAUCAGGGAUGCUCGGUGUGGAAAGAUCCAGUGUCAAGGAGGAGCAAGUCGGCCUGUUAUUGGAACAAAUGCAGUCUCUAUAGAAACUAAUAUCCCUUUGCAAGAAGGUGGCAAGAUCCUAUGCCGUGGUACUCAUGUCUAUCUGGGUGACGAUAUGCCUGACCCAGGACUUGUGCUAACAGGCACUAAAUGUGGAGAGGGAAAGAUCUGUCUGAACAGACAAUGCCAGAACAUCAGUGUCUUUGGAGUGUUAGAAUGUGUUUCCAAGUGUCAUGGGCAAGGGGUUUGCAACAAUAAUAAAAACUGCCACUGUGACCAUGACUGGGCUCCUCCAUAUUGUGACAAACCUGGUUUAGGAGGAAGCAUAGACAGCGGACCCAUGAGACUUGAAGGAAACAACAGCUUGUUUGUGGGCAUUCUAGUUACCAUUUUGAGUCUCAUCACAGCUGGCGUGAUUAUGUGUUUCAAACGGAAGACAUUGCUCCAGCUUCUCUUCUCACAUAAAAUGACCACUGUGGAAAAAUUAAGAUCUUCUACGCCAAGUCAAUCUAGCACUGCCUACGCAACUCCUAUCAAAAGACAAUCCAAGAUAUACAAGCAGGCAGAGAAUCUUCAGCCUGCCAGCUCAUUCCCAUCCCCUAAUGUUCUGGACCAAGCUGUGCGACGGCCUUCCGGAUAUCAGCCUGUUCACAUUAGCAAUCCACUGCCAAAUUCCGUCAGAGGAGCAAACCUGCACUUUUCCCUGACGCCGCAGCGGGUUCUGCCUCCGCUGAACCACAGCAUGGGGUCCAAUUCUGGAGGACCAAGCAGACCACUGCCAGCCAACCCUUCCUUCAGACAUCCACAGGGGCCUUCUAAACGUAGUCCGCCACAGAAACCUCUGCCAGCGAAUCCUGUUAACCGGCCAUCUCAACUGCAUGUCUCCAUUCAGAAUCCGGAGAUCCACAUCAAACCUGUCAGGCCAGCUCCCAAGAAGCCACAGCAACACAAUAUUAAUCGACGUUGUUGAUAUUCAAUGAGAAGAACUUUAUCUGCCAGCAACUGACCAAACAUGUUUGCACUAUAUAAGAAUUCAAAAAGGAGUUAAACCUCUUAACCAGCAUUGAGAGUAGGAAUGUUUUUACCAUAUAUCCAUAUGUGUGCCUGUAUUUCUUGACUGGCAUGGACAUAGGAUAGUAAGAUAUAGGUGAAGGCCAAACUUGUGCUCACUGAUUACUGGAAGAGAAAAUACUAGUCCAUGGAUCUAAUUGAGAGAUGCCUUGAUCAUAGAAUAUUGAUAUAUUUUGCACAAGGAAAGUGAUCCUGCAUCUUACUAUCAUUAAUAUCUCAUGGAAUCAAUGAAUCUUAGCAAUGUUUGCAACAGCUUCAUUGUAUCCAUCACUGGUUAUUAUUGGUGUAACUUUCUUACUCCACUUUAAAAAUGCAUUCUAUUCAAUUUUUUAAUGACAUCAAUACAAAUCGUUUAGACAGUUAAAGCACUGAAAUUUAACAGUGCCUUCACUGUAUAAACAAGAGUUUGUGUGGGUAUAGUGCCUCAGUGCUUUAUGAUCAGACCCAUUCAUAGCAUUAGAGUUACAUGACAACAGUCAUAAUAUCUGCUAAAUCUACGUGACUUAUGAAUCCACAUGAUGAGGCAUUUUAAUUUAGCUGAAGUGCUGCAUGUGCUAAUCGUGACUGAACCAACUGUUUGAAAUGCAACCUUGUACUGUAAAUAAGAGAUAGGUUCACACCACCAAAGGUUGUGAUCAAAUUAGCUGGCGCUCAACAUAUUUUGUGUACAGAUAAAGGGAUUCUGAGCUCCUAUUUUUGGUGCUGUGGCUCCUUAUGGUGCUGUGUACUUGCUCAGGUAUGUGUAAAUUAUUAAUUUAUGUUGAAUAUUUAUUACAAUGCAGUGCACUGUGGUGGACACUUUUACAGUAGCUGAAAUUUCUUAAAGAAAAAACUCUCGAGUGUCAUAAUUGUGAUAAUUCUUCAAUAAAAACAUUCUGCCUAAUUGCAGCUGAGCAGAAUAAAUGCAUUUGCUCUACAAUUACUAGGGCGCCAAUGAACACAAUGUGCUAUUACUUUUCAACAGCAGGAACUUAGGAAAAAAAUCUGAAUCAAAGAGGAAUUCAGCACACAUUGGGCUGAUUCACAGAAUUCAUAUAAAUCAAAUCACUGCAUUGUUUCCUUUUUUAGGUAAACCAUUUUGUAAAAUGAUUUUUAAGAAUUCCAAACUUGAUAUUAGUGUCUGAUGUAGUUUAUUGAUUAAACUAUACACACAUUUUUGUAGCAUUUACAUAACUAGAAGGUCAGCUAGCCACUCUGAGCUCGUAUUUUUAAAUGAAAUGUAUGUAACAUUCCAUUUAAGCUUGUUCAAGUUAGUUGUAUGUUUUAGGUUUUACAGGGAAACAUUUCUGCAACUUGUUUUCCUUUGCCAUUGACUCAAGAUUAUGCUUGUGAACUGUCCAUUAUUCACUAAAUUCUGUGUUCAAACAA